CGAAUCGUGAGCCGUAGAUUUGUUUACCCACCGUUUAUGAGAGUAAUCCCUUAAAGUGAAAGCUCAGCGCGGUAGUCUGCUGGUGGCCACCCUCUUCUUACCUGCAGAGUUAACUCACCUGGGCGUACAUCAUCUCCAUCAUGGCCUCCCUGGCUUUAAGAUCAACAGUCAAGGCAAAGUUCCCAUUUAAAGUUGGCCACUUGUGUUACUCCUCCUCGGUGCCCACCACCAAGCUGUUCAUUGAUGGAAAGUUUGUUGAAUCCAACUCUACAGAAUGGCUUCAUAUUCACAAUCCUGCCACCAACCAAGUGAUUGCUUCCGUACCAAAAGCCACCAAGCAGGAAAUGUUGGCUGCUGUGGACUCUUGCUCCAAAGCCUUCUCCUCCUGGUCCGAGACGUCCAUCCUGGCCCGGCAGCAGAUCUUUCUGCGCUAUCAGCAGCUCAUCAAAGAUAACAUAAAAGAACUUGCCAAGUCCAUCACAGUGGAACAAGGCAAGACCCUUGCAGACGCAGAGGGGGAUGUUUUCAGAGGAUUGCAGGUUGUGGAGCACACCUGCAGCAUCACCUCUCUCAUGCUGGGUGAAACUCUGCCCUCCAUCACUAAAGACAUGGACACAUACACGUACCGUCUCCCCCUCGGGGUGUGCGCCGGCAUCGCCCCUUUUAACUUCCCCGCCAUGAUCCCGCUGUGGAUGUUCCCCAUGGGAAUGGUGUGCGGCAACACGUACCUCCUGAAACCUUCCGAGAGGGUCCCCACGUGUGCCAUGCUGCUGGCCAAGUUGCUGCAAGAUGCCGGCGCUCCGGAUGGGACCCUCAACAUCAUCCAUGGACAACAUGAUGCUGUGAACUUUAUUUGUGACCAUCCAGCCAUCAAAGCUAUCAGUUUUGUUGGCUCCAAUCAAGCGGGCGAGUACAUUUAUGAGAGGGGUUCCAAAAAUGGCAAGAGGGUACAGUCAAACAUGGGAGCAAAGAACCACGGUGUGGUGAUGCCCGAUGCCAACAAGGAGAACACACUCAACCAGCUUGUGGGAGCUGCGUUUGGGGCUGCAGGCCAGCGCUGCAUGGCUCUGUCCACGGCCAUCCUGGUGGGUGAGGCUCGCAGCUGGCUGCCAGAGCUGGUGGAGCGCACCAAGGCUCUGCGCGUCAAUGCAGGAGACCAACCUGGUGCAGAUGUGGGGCCCCUGAUCUCCCCUCAGGCCAAGGACAGAGUCUGCAGUCUGGUCCAGAGUGCAGUGGAUGAAGGCGCUAAGGUGCUCCUGGAUGGCAGACAUGUCAAAGUUGCAGGUUAUGAGAACGGCAACUUUGUGGGUCCGACCAUCAUUGCUGAAGUCACACCUCAGAUGAAAUGCUACACGGAGGAGAUAUUCGGACCCGUGCUGGUUGUUCUGGAGGCCAACACUCUGGAUGAUGCCAUCGAUUUGGUUAAUGGAAAUCCCUACGGCAACGGUACCGCCAUCUUCACCACAAACGGUGCCACCGCUCGCAAGUACACGCAUGAGGUGGACGUGGGCCAGGUUGGGGUCAAUGUUCCCAUUCCAGUCCCCCUGCCCAUGUUCUCUUUCACUGGCUCAAGAGGAUCUUUUAGAGGCGACAUGAACUUCUACGGGAAACAAGGUAUUCAGUUCAAUACGCAGAUCAAAACCAUAACCUCACAAUGGAAAGCUGAGGAUGCCACCAUAAAGAGUCCGGCAGUUUCCAUGCCAACCAUGGGACGCUAGAAAAUCAGUUCAGACUGGCCAUAAGACAUAGAAAAGACUGUUCAAUCCCUCUGUGGUGCCUGUUAAUAAAUAGUACGUUGACUUUUUAAAGGUUGCACUCUACGUGAAUGAUAUUUUGUGCACAUAAUGCUGUUAUUUAUCUCUACAUUAAGUUGGCUAUGCACGCAAAUAUUGGGACACCUGGCAAUUAUAUUCACUGUACAGGAAGGGGAACUAUGGAGUUGAACCCCGGCUGUAACAGCAUCCCACUUGUCUGGCAAGACUUCCUACAAGAUGAGGAUGUUAUCUUUGUCUAUUUAUUCAGAAGAAUAUUUAUAGACCUUGAGAAGGAGCUUCCUUAAACUGUAAACAUAAAGUCGUAAGCGUAGAAUCCACCAUGUGUUGUUAGAACGAACAACAACAUAUCACAAUGCUUUUCUUUGUAGUAUAUAAUAUAUAGUUAAUAGUUAUAUAUAAGAAUAUAGUUAACAACAACCACACACAUGCAAGCAUGAGUAUUUAAAAUAACACUGCACCAUACACAGACUUGUAAUAAUAAGAUGUGAUACUUGCAAAUCAGAGACAAUCCGAAGUGUAAUGGUGAACCAAAGGCCACACAGAGGUCACGUGGUGCAUCUAUAUGCCGCUCGGGUUCGUGGGCAGGAGGGAGUCAGGCGCCUGAGUAAUGAAGGUUGACGUCACGCAGAGCUCCUCUCUAAUUGAGAAAGAAUUCAUUAUCAUUAUACAUUGUGGAAAUGUAAGAGAUUCAUCACAUGUAAGACACCCGUGUUCUCACAGCACGCCGUCUUUGCUGCUAAACAUGGAACGUCGGCUCAGUAAAUCUGCACAGGCUUCGUAAUUGCAAGGAUGAGGUACAACUUUUAUUCGCCAACAUUCAUUUUGUGUCUUACCCAGCGUCAUGACUGUCAGCGAGGAACGUCUUCUCAGACGGGGGCGCCGCCAGAUUGUUGGCUUUCCUGUCAGGGAAAUAUAGAUUUGCUGAUUAUGCAAAAAGCAUAUUACCAUGUUUUACACAUUCCUUGUCAUUUUCCUCACUUAGAUCUGCGUCUUUAUGGCUGCAUUUACGCCACACAGUAUUUAUACUUCCAUAUAUGGGUUAUGGCAAAAAAAAAAAAAACAUGUUGAAUUGGAUAUAUUCAGAAACCCUCCUUUUCGAAAUGUGGAUAAAAAUCUCGUAUGAAUGAUGAGAUUAUCUAUGGGGCAAUGUUUAAUAAUGGUAGUUAUUCAUUUGGUUUGCUUCUGCACACUCACUUUCUCCACCUAAAUAUACAUUAGCUCACAAAAGUAGUACACCCCUCACAAUUCAGCUAAACUUGGAUAUACUUUAGUGUAGUCAGUCUAAAGCUUGAAUGGCAGUAUAAAUUUACUAUCAUCUGAAACUGACUAAAUAGCUGGGAAAAAGUGAGUAGCAAGAAAAAUUGCAGCUUAUAGAAUGGGGCUGCAUGAGUGCUGCCUGCACUGGGGAGCUGCGGUUCACUGAAGGAAAACAAGAAUUCCAACUUCCUGUGACAUUCUGAGGUAGCAUAUAAUCCAAUCCCUUGGGAAAACUGGACCACAUGGAUAACAAAUCCAAACAAGCUGUAAAAAGACUAUACAAAGUUUGACUUCUCCAGUAUUGUCCCUUGAGAAGUAUAGUAAAAUGUGAGGGCUGUACACACAUGUGGGAUAGUGAAUUCUUUAUGUGCAUUUUGGGUGGUUUCAGGUGUUUUUGGUAAAUGUAUACAAUGAUGUGAGUCACUUAAAAGGAUUUGUAAAUAAAACAUUUAAACCUGCAGUGUAAAUACAGACUAAGAUACUGUAUACACACACAUGAAAGCGUUAACAGACUGUUUGAGCCUACAGAUGUUGUUAUUCCAGUGGACCAAGUGCCAGGCUGCUCUUUGUGCGAUAUACAUCUCCUUUGCCAUGCAUGCAGAUCUCCUGCACAGUCCCCUCUGAAAUCAUCUUACCAGCUGCUCUCUGACCACAAGUGUUCAAAGGACUAAAUAAACUCAAGAGCGCACGUGGGGAGGAGCCAACUGCCUACAAGUGCAUUGAUGUGACCAGAUGUUUGUUUCGAAGCAUAAAAGCCUGUUU
Messenger RNA from Doryrhamphus excisus (bluestripe pipefish), 3794 nucleotides. It is a transcript of the gene aldh6a1, whose product is annotated as aldehyde dehydrogenase 6 family, member A1. NCBI's taxonomy places the organism in Eukaryota, Metazoa, Chordata, Actinopteri, Syngnathiformes, Syngnathidae. Gene Ontology annotation, cellular component: mitochondrion. Gene Ontology annotation, molecular function: methylmalonate-semialdehyde dehydrogenase (acylating, NAD+) activity. The record is from RefSeq and is a predicted model, not a curated record. Gene Ontology annotation, biological process: thymine catabolic process; L-valine catabolic process.